ACAUGCAACUGUGAAAUUACUAAGAUUAUACUGUUUUGAUACAGGAAGGUGGAUGUAGAAGUUUAUGUUGGGCUUACGCCCAGAGAAGCCAUGUUUGUUGGAUCAUGGCACAACAUACAAUGUUCACAGAAGCCAAUGAACUUCCAGGACAAAGUACGCAUGGCGCGGAAAAUAUAUGAAAGUAGAAGUACGUGUAGCAGCAAUUGGAAGGGGGAAGUAAUGGUGGCCCUUGGUUCUUUGGACAAAAAGGUUUACAAGCUUGAGGGCCUGGGCCCAGUUCUCUCAGUAGCUGCCUACAGCCAAGAAAACUGGGCAGCAGUAGAACGCAUUUUCGAGUCCCACUCGCAAGAGUCAUUCCCUCAAAACUUAUUCAGACAGCUGCAGGGUGUCCAAGACAAAUCCAGGACACCCUACUUAAUAAAGGCAAUUGGCACUUCAGGAUUAAAAGUUGCCAGAGAAAUUGCUGAAGAUAAAAGAAAAGACCACAUGAAGCAAUUAGCUGUGGCCACAUUACAGAUGGGGACGUGGGAAGACAUCGAGGAGACAUAUACGUUGUCAGACAAGAUGUUAGAGUUCACUGGUGACUUAUCAACCCCUCAGGGACGUGAACGUUAUUGUUACCACGUUGAAAAAUUGUCCGUCAACGACAAAGAUGCAUGGACAGUUACAAUAACUGUCAAAAAAAAAUGGAAUUGACGUGCCAUUGCAGCCACAAAUUUUACAAAAGUUCACUGAAAAAAUUAUUAAAACAGUGCAAAAAAAUGUCACUGAUUUUGAAGAAUAAAUAGAUAGACGAAUUUUGUUGAAUUCUGUGGAAUAUCAAUUUUAAGUCACAAGUGAUCAUGUGGGUGAUCCACUCUUGAAAAUACAUUCUUUCUAUGAUCACGAGUGAUUUAAAAAUGAUAUUCCACAGAAUAAAACAAAUUUUAUUUUCACUUCAUGUUUUUUUUCAACGUUUAUUGACAUCGUAAACUAGUUUUGCUAAAGAAUUUUGCUGGAAUAGUGACUGUUAUUUUUCACUGUUUGAAACAAUGACGGACGGACGGACGACAGCGCCAAAACAAUAUCCCUCCGCCUCUGGCUGUGGAUAUACAUGUAUACUCAUACCAAGUUUCAAUGAAAUCCGCCAAAGCACUUCCAAGAUAUGGCUCCGGACACAAAAGUGCCUAUAGUAAAAAGCAUUUUUUCAAGAUACAAAGGGCCAUAACUCUGUUUUUAACAGAUGGUGUACAAUGCCAUUUGGUGUUCAUCAUCCUCUUAUGCAUAUAUAUACUCAUAACAAGUUUCAAUGAAAUCUGCCAAAGAACUUCCAAGAAAUGGCUCUGGACACAAAAGUGCCGGAUGGACAGCCGGACAGUCGGACGGACGGAAAACGCCAAAACAAUAUCCCUCCGCCAGAAACGCCUCUGGCGGGAGAUAAAAAUUCUCAUAUAAACUACGGUAAUCUGGUGAUAAUUGUUAGUGACAUACGGGACAUAAUUGUAACACUCUCAUGUAGAGCUAAAAUAGUAGAAUUUGAUUUCCGCAUAAAGAGAGUGAAUUAUGUAAAGACUUUUAACUGAGAUUAUGUUCCGGUACUUUAAUUUUAUUUUUUUUUUCAGAUUUUAUUCAAUUGAUAUAAGGGUUCGUUUAGAGUCAUACAAGCAACUAGCUGUAUUGUACAUGUUAAUACAAUUUAUUGUCAACCCUCGAACACCUUCUAUGGGAUGUGAUAUUUAUAUAUCAUUUGAAUGCUUACUUUAUUUAUAUUAAUUUAAAAUGUUCAUGAAAAAAAUGUCAAACAAAUAUAAUGUGCAUUUUCUCAACUAGGGGGGGGGGACAAUUUUAGUAUGAAUAAGGCCAAUUUUUUUUUACCUAAAACCAAAACCAGUCUUGGUUUUAUUCAUAUGCAAAGAUAACUUGCAUGAUAAAUAGGAAAUAUUAUACGAGUGUCUGAUUGACAUUAAUAUCAUCAUGCGAGCUUCAAGUCGAGCAUGGUAAUCUUGAUUUCUAUCCAACACUCGCAUAAUAUUAUAUUUAUCCAAUUAAUUUGUGGUCGUUUUUCGCUUUCGCUAAAAAAUCAAAGCAAUAGCGUUGGUUUCCCAAUAUUUGCAAUGAAUUGUUUGUUUAAUUCAAACAUUAUCAUUUGUUAUGAAAUAACAUUGAAUCAUACAGUGUUAUAAAAUUAGAGGAUCACAAAAAAAAUGCUCUAAAAUUAACAAUAGUAUAGAGCUAACGUUUAUAGUAUCAGUUGUAAUUCUAUCUGUUAUCAUGUAACAAUAGGAUAAACUAUAAUUUCUUCUGUUUAAGGCAAUGGCAAACUGAAAUUGUGUUGUUGUUUUACUUAAAAUGUGUCAUUUUUAUGUCCCCCACCACUAUAGUGGGGGACAUAUUGUUUUUGCCCUGUCUGUUGGUUUCUUUGUGUGUUUGUUUGUGUUUGUGUCAAACUUUGACAUUUGCCAUAACUUUUGCAAUAUUGAAGAUAGCAACUUGACAUCUGGCAUGCAUGUAUAUCUCAUGGAGCUGCACAAUUUGAGCGGUGAAAGGUCAAUGUUAAGGUCAUUCUUCAAGGUCAAAGGUCAAAUAAAUAGCUUCAAAGUGGCGCAGUAGGGGACAUAGUGUUUCUGACAAACACAUUUUUUGUUUUAAUAUGCAUUUACUGUUAAGUUCCUGAACUACAUUUUGAUAUUGUAUUCGAAUGACUGAAAAUGAUUGAACAUGUUGAUUAUGUCAUACAUAAUCUAUGUAUUUUUAUUAUUUAAAAAAAUUGUGUCUACCUUCCAAUAGUUAUGUCAAAUUAAAAAAUAAUCUGCAUAAAAAUCUUUUUUGGUGAAUUUAAUUAUUACAGGUCAAGCUAUUUAAGAGCAUACACAUUAAUUUUUUAAUUAAUUAUUAAAUUUAAAUCUAUACCAUACUAUAAAUUUUCAGUAAAAAAGAACACUAUGAAACACAUUAUGUAUUGAUCCUCAUUGUUAAUAUUGCAAGAUUGCUAAUUUAUUUGUCUUUUUAUGUGUGAUUUGAAGCAUUAUUUGCAUAACUAAUGACCAUUUUUCAAAGAACAAACAUAUUUACAAUAAAAUGAAUCUAGCGUUUUUACUAUUUAAACCAGCCAGAAAUAAGGUGACCUUUUAUAAACAUUAUUGGCAUUAAAACCUUAAUUUUGAAAACUGCAUGUUGUUAUUUAUAACCAUAAUUAUAUGUAAUGAAACAUAACGUACAAGUCUCGAUACAUGUCAAAAACUUUCCAAAAUGAAGUAAAACAGGGAAAACAAUAAAAUAUGACUUUGCAUAAUGAAAAUUGUUGCUUAUUUAUGAAAUGAGGCAUCCAGAUGUGUUGAAAAAUCAUACAACAACAGCAUAUUAUUUGAUGAUUUUUGAUGGUUUACAGUGAAAUAUGUGUGACAUAAAAUGUAUAUUUCACUGUUGAAACAGUGAAAAAUAUAAAUAUUUUUCACUGUCAUUUUUCUUUUUUUAUAUCCUGAUCUUCUACAGUAAAUGCAACGGCCCACAAAUGACGUAUGGCUCAAAAUUGUGAGAUGACGUAGCAUCAUAUAAUUCGUGUUCCCGCAUAAUAUUUCAAUAAACAUGGAAUUUAUAGCAGUGAGUUUUUCAACUGGGGCAUAAAAUAAUAAGAAAAUUUAUUAGUUUCAAUAGACUGUCGAUUUGUAUUCGCUGGUGAUCAUAAAAAGUAUAUAUUUUCACUUCCCCACACACAAAAAGAACAAUUACAAUUUCUAUGAUCACUUCACCAAACCAAAAAAUAUCCUACCUUUAUUUCACAUAAUCAUUCAGCAUAAAUCAAUUGCAUAUUGUUUGUUCAUACAUAUAUGAGCAAAUAUUGCUACUGGAGCCUAAUCCAUGCAUGUUUAGUGUCAAGCAAAGGCUAGUUUGCCCAUGCGGUGCAUGAGCAAAGGGGUUUGCCCAGACGGUGUAUGAGCAAAGGGGGUAUGCCCAUGCGGUGUAUGAGCAAAGAGGGUUUGCCCAGACGGUGUAUGAGCAAAGGGGGUAUGCCCAUGCGGUGUAUGAGCAAAGAGGGUUUGCCCAGACGGUGUAUGAGCAAAGGGGAUUUGCCCAUACGGUGCAUGAGCAAAGAGGAUAUGCCCAAUGCGGUGUAUGAGCAAAGGGAGUUUGCCCAUACGGUGUAUGAGCAAAGAAGGUAUGCCCAUGCGGUGCAUGAGCAAAGAGGGUUUUAAUCUUUGUUUUUAUGACCACUGACAUUUGCAUGGUCAAAACAAAGCAAAUGAAGCUGAA
Messenger RNA from Dreissena polymorpha, 4230 nucleotides. RefSeq lists its product as uncharacterized. NCBI's taxonomy places the organism in Eukaryota, Metazoa, Mollusca, Bivalvia, Myida, Dreissenidae. The coding region runs from base 91 to 696 and encodes 201 amino acids. The transcript is spliced from 6 exons. The record is from RefSeq and is a predicted model, not a curated record.